AUUCAUUCAUCCGCAAAGUCAACCGAAUUCAUCAAAAGCCCACCAUUCCCUCCACAAGCGCAUCCUUAGAACCCGAUCUAUCAUCUUCAUCAUAUUCCAGCUGUUACCCGACACCAUCAUCGGUCACCGUAGCCCUUCCAGUCUUGACCACGCCGCCCUCUUCACCGCCAUCGCCCACCCCAAUCUUCCAAUCGCUUUUCCCAGCCUCCCACCCAAACCUCGCCCACCACGGUGACCCGUUUCACCCAACACGGCCGACAAUAAUGAUCAAACUCAAAAUGAAGAAAAAGCCGACACUGCAAUGAGCGAUCCGGUCGGUCCAGAUGUGGCUAAAGAGGCCUCGCCCGAUAAAGCUGUUGAUCACUCGUCAACCAAUGGAGGCCCAGCUCAGUCCGCAUCGAAAUCACCAAAGCCUGAAGAACAGAACCCAUGCGAUCCUAAAACUGCUGCGAACGAACCAACCGUAGACCAGGCCAUGGCGGAUGUGGCAGACGCUGACGCAGAGGGAGACUCGGAAGCGGAGACACUUAUUCAGUCACCCGAAAAACAAAGGACCGCUGCAGGAUCGACCGCUGGUAACACGUCCGUGGCCGGCUCGGUACGGCAUGCGGCAUCAAAGGACGACAAGACGUUAAAUGGAGCAAGUGCCACUGAAAGCGACAAUAAAUCAAGGAAGCGCAAGCGUAGCGUUGACGACGCUCGCGACGAACUCGCCUUUUCCGUGUCGAGCCGCCAAAGCUCACCGUUAUCAUCCCUCUUACAUCCCCAUUCAGAAGAAGGUAGUGAUUCAGACGUAACCAGCCAUAUUGCAUCGACGACCCCGAAGCCAUCCAAGAAGAAGCGCGAGAAAAGGUCGGCAGAUCCCGACGAUGCCGAAGAGAAACCGGUCAGGAACCAAACUCGUAGACGUCGCCCGAGCGACAUCCUCCCCAAACAACGCACAAAGAACAAUUCCAGCGGCGUAGACCCUGUCUCUUCCGAGCGGCGCGAAACGAGGUCAGCUACGUAUCCUCGCCACUCUUCCCAAGAACCUUCACCUUCACCACCACCAGCGCCGCCGCACCGCAAGGAACACAGGCGUGGCGUGUCGACCCAGUUCACUCUUGGCGAUGUAGAAAGGAAGAAGCGCGGGCGUCCCCCCGCCAUCCAAACGAAGAGAAGUGGUUCAGCGGAUCACAGGAGGCGUUCCGUGUCAUCAGACGGGUCGGAUUCACCGCGACGCGUCCGCCCUGCUUUGCAUAAAUUUACCUCGACCGAUCACGAGACUAUGUCACCGGCCAAAGCAGCUGUAUCGAUUAUUCGCAAAUUGAAGGAUCGGAAUGGCAGGACUUAUCUUGCUAGAGCUGCCAACAACAAUGAUCUGGAAUUGGCCAAGCAGAAAUUCGCCGAGAGACCAGAAGAUCUGAACGAAGCAGACAAUGCAGGAAAUACGCCACUUCAGAUUGCCGCUCUUUCGGGAUUUACAGACAUCGUCCAGUUCUUGUUGGAGAACGGCUGUGAAGUUGACACGCUGAACAUCGAUAGAGACACACCGUUGAUUGAUGCUAUCGAAAAUGGGCACGUUGACGUCGUCAAACUGCUUCUGGACUAUGGGGCGAAUCCUCGACGCGGUAACGCUAAGGGCGAAGAACCGUAUGAGCUUGUCGAUAAGAACGACGAGAACUAUGACGAGAUUCGGGCACUGAUAGCAAAAGCAAAAGACAAACCAGUCCAUCGACGAGUAUCCAACGAACAUACAGAGGUCUCACGUGACGGACAUUCUUCUCGGGCUGCCUCAGCUGCGAGUCCUCGCGAUUCACCUCCAAUCAAUGGUCCUCGAAGUCCACCAGCUUUUCCGUCCUCGAGGCGGCGAAAAACCGGUCGUAGCGAAUCAACAAGAAACGAUCUGCUUUGGCAAGCAAACACCCAGGAAAAUUUGACUCGUCUUGCGGGUAAGGGAGAUGUUCAGGGAGUGGGAAGUAUUCUCAACAUACUGCAGAAAGCUGAAACCGAGUCACUGAUAGCUGCGGCAAAGGCUGGACACGAGGAGGUAUUGCAAUAUCUGUUGGCGAUAGGCAACGCAGAACCCGACCCCGACCCAGUAAAGAAUGUCAAGCUUGGACACAACACGCCUAUGCUUGCGGCAAUCGGACGGGGGCAUCCCGAAGUGGUCAAACUUCUGGUGGAGUUGGAUGGUUUCAAUCCCACAAGGAGGCUUCUUAAGGGGAAGACAUACCACGAGAUUGCCGCCGAACGCCGAGGCGAACAAUGGCAGAAGGAGUACGAGAUCUUGAAAGAUGCAUAUGACAAGCACUCGGCUGGGAAAUCAAGGAAGACCACGUCUCCUCGUGCCACAAGAGACGGCGACAGGCACCGUGCUCGCGUCGCCCGGCGUUCGCACUCACCUGUUGCUAGCAAACAGCGUACAUCUUCGAGCCCGACCUUGACACACAAGACCAAUCCGAACAAAUCGCCUCAAUCUUCGAGCAACAAUGGCGAUCGGGAUCGAACGUCUGGUGAAGCGCUCGAACGGCGCAAGAAUGCAACUAACCGGAAAGAACGUAGUGAUGUUGCGGUUUCUUCCGAUCAAGAUCAAUCUACGUCUACUCCUCGCCAAGGCCAUAUGAAGCGCAGAAGUCAGAGCGAUGCACAAUCUGCUUUCCUCGAUGCUGAAGGCACGCACCGACGGAGACGACUGGUCACCGGGAAGGAACACCGUCGGGGCAAGAGUGUCAUCACGGAGCAUUCCUCGGACGAGGAUGGAUCUACGCCUAUUGUAAAGACAGAGACUCGGCCGAGCACUGCCUUGAAAAGAACACGAGAGAGUCUCACUCCCGACCAAGCUCGUACCCAAGGCGAGAGCACUGGAAGCGUUGUUAAGAAACGCAGAACGGUGGUGGAAAGCAGUCCCGAGGAGUCAAGAGCUGGACCUGCAAAACGAGCCGACCGUCUGUCCCAGUCAUCCCGCGAAGUCAAGCCUAGCGUCGAGGAGAGGCGUACAGCCCAGUCUCGAUCGUUGGACACCGACGCUAGUGUUGCGAAGGAUCUAAGCGGCCCCGCCGAGGCUCCAGAGCAAGAAGCCACGCCAAAUAAAUCACCCGUUCUGUCAAGUCCUCGAGAAAAUGUGAUAAAAACGGAAGAGGUCGAUGUCGGACCAACCGAAGCCGAGCUACAAGCACAACGCGAAGAAGAGGCAAGAAAGGUUGAGGAAGCAAGGAAAGCGGAAGAGGCAAGACAGGCAGAAGAGAUACGAAAGGCAGCAGAGGCGAAGAGGUUGGAAGAGGAAAGAAUUGCAGCUGAAAAGGCCGAGGAAGAACGCAGAGUGGCAGAAGAGAACGAGCGUCGUAAACGAGCAGAAGAGGAAGCGGCCGCAGCGCAGCGGAAAUUGGAAGAGGAGGCAGCUCAAAAGAAACGCGAAGAGGAGGCAGCACAAAAGAGACGAGAAGAGGAGGAACGGCAAGAACGUAUCAAGCGCGAGCUUGAAGAGAGACAACGACGACAAGAAGAGUACAUUCGACAGCAGCGCCUCGAGUAUGAAAGACGCCGUAGAGAGGCUCUUCCAAUUGUGCUCAGCAUGACGGCCUUGAUGAUCGACAACAAUGACCCUGCUGUUAGGAGUGAUGUCUGGCUACGAAAGUUUCUGCCACUUUUCACCGUCAAGACGUCUCAACUGACAUCUGAGUCUUUUCCAGUGGCAACGGAUGAUCUCUGGGUGCCGAAUUUUCAGGUUGCCGGUUUACUGGCAACAAAAGACUUGAACCUUCGCAAUUACACUUCUCUCGAAAAGAGGCCGGUAACACAUAAUCAACGACUUUGUUUGUGGAAAGUAUCCCGGAACAUGCUAUCCUUUGAAUACGAUGCCACUGCAUACAAUACGACCAUUCAAAAAGCGAAGGAGAAGGAAGAGGAGGAGAGACCCAAGUUCCUGAACAUGGAGGAACUUUUCUGGGUCAAGUACUCUGAUUUCGAAGAUCAAGUCUUUCGACAUCCUCAUUUGGCAGCUCUUCAACCACUGAAGAAGCAAGCCAUCUCUGUGAGAAUCCCUCAAGGGCAGCUAUCGACAACACAAGGACCACUUGCAAAUGGAAUAUACCCCCUCCAAGCCAAACUUACGAAUGGCAUCACCUCCCAUUUACCACCAUCAUCUUAUGGAAAUGGCUACGCUCGUUAACACUCGACCUUGUCGGUUUUCUGUCACUGAACCACUAUCACGACUCUUGAUGAGGAGAAUUACUAUGGCGCACAUUGUAAUGACGACGAUCCCCGGAUAUUAUGAGAUUGAGUAUGGCUUUUCUUUGUCUCGAUAAUACUGUGUAUGUAUAUACAUACAGUAGUUCCAUGCACGAGGUCAUGAGAUGGUAGGAAGGGCUAGAUACCCUCUACGAACAAUUAAAUGUGGAUAAUAACAAUAUGAGACACUGUGAAGCUUGAUGGUUCAUGCUCUUUUAUUCGUUUGAGUCUUGGUCAUUGAGUGUUGCGCCUUUUGUUGUAACAUCGUGAGUAC
Exophiala oligosperma is the source of this 4483-nucleotide messenger RNA. RefSeq lists its product as uncharacterized. The record is from RefSeq and is a predicted model, not a curated record. The coding region runs from base 302 to 4150 and encodes 1282 amino acids. NCBI's taxonomy places the organism in Eukaryota, Fungi, Ascomycota, Eurotiomycetes, Chaetothyriales, Herpotrichiellaceae. The transcript is spliced from 2 exons. Gene Ontology annotation, molecular function: protein binding.